AUUCUGAAACCUUCAAGAUGGCGGACGCGUUGCAAGCUUCAUGUGCGGCUCCUGUUUUCAAGCGACCACGGCUGGAAUUUUCUUCAUGUGAAAACGAUGCUUUAAUAUCAUAUGAAUCUGUGUCGUCCGAGGAAAGAUUUAGUAUAGAUUCUGGGCUGCAGGAUGAUUCCAAUGAAGUAACAUCUUCAAGUGAUUGUCAUGACGACCAUCCUGGAGGGAAUCCGCAAAGCAAUCGAGAUUUUUUAUCUCCAGAUACCAAUGGUGUUCAUGCAGCAUUAGACAGCAUCGAGUCUCAUCCUAUUUUUGAGCAAUCUGCACAUAAUGGGUUUAUAUCCGAAAAUCCAUCUAGUAUGCUAGCCCAUGAAGCUUUUAGUAGGUCACAUCCUCAGCCAGGAGAUCUGGAAGAAAACGAUGUUGAAGAUCAAGAAUCUACAGUUAGUGAGUUAUCAGGCUUAAGUGACCUGUCGAACCUAAGUGGUCAGGAUUGGAAACCCACAG
This is a messenger RNA of Stegodyphus dumicola, 498 nucleotides long. RefSeq names its product NAD-dependent protein deacetylase sirtuin-1-like. Gene Ontology annotation, molecular function: NAD+ binding; transcription corepressor activity; histone deacetylase activity, NAD-dependent. Gene Ontology annotation, cellular component: rDNA heterochromatin; nucleus; nuclear inner membrane. Gene Ontology annotation, biological process: negative regulation of DNA-templated transcription. NCBI's taxonomy places the organism in Eukaryota, Metazoa, Arthropoda, Arachnida, Araneae, Eresidae. The record is from RefSeq and is a predicted model, not a curated record.